CCUGUAGAAAUUCGGACGUCAAUACAGGACAGGUGCAAGACAUUCCGCUCUGCAAAAAGCACGAAACCUUCUCCUUGAAAUGGCCUUCCCCUCGAGAAUCCACGUAGCUGUGUUGCUUGUUUCUGUCUGGCUCGCCUUUGCUCUGGCACAGCCUUCUGUGAACUUCACCGUAAGCCAUGAUGGCGACACGGACUUUCUGACCGUCAAGGAGGGUCAGGUGCUUCCCUUAAAUAUCACCAUCAGAGACGGUGUCUAUACUGGCGUCAUAAGCGUCGCCAGCACGGACGAAGGCACGUUCGAAGUGGUCAACGCCACGGAAUACACCAUCGUAAACAGCUCAGAUCUGCCGCUGGUCAUGACCGUCCGCGUCAAGGGCAAAUUUGUUGGCAUCGAGAGGUUAAGACUCCGCCUAGCCCAGACAGCGGGCGCGGCGGGAGUGGCUGUCGGUGAGUACACCAUCAAGGUCAUCCGGGUGCCCACCAUCCUGGACAUCCUGUUCACUUACGUCCUCCUGGUGUGGCUGUGCCUGUCCUACGUCACCACGGGAGCAAAAAUGCAACCCAAGGUCAUCUGGAGCAAGAUGAAGCCGCCAUGGGGGAUCCUGAUCGGCAUGCUGGGCCAGUUCAUACUGAUGCCCCUCUGGGCCUUCGCCCUGACCAAGAUUUUUGCCCUGGAUAACGAGACGGCCCUGGGCCUGAUUUUUGUCGGCACCUGCCCCGGCGGCUGGCUUAGCAACAUCUUCAGUCUGCUUUUGGACUGCGACUUCGUGCUGAGUCUCACCAUGACCUUCUGCUCAACCGUCAUGGCCAUGGGCCUCAUGCCCCUCAAUCUCUUCAUCUAUGCCACGCCUAUCGUGGCGGAGAACGCCCAGCUCAAGACACCCUUCGUGGAGCUGGCCAUCCAGCUGAUUCUCCUCGUCAUCCCCAUCGGGAUCGGCAUGGCACUUUGCUACAAAUUUGAGAAGUUCAAGAAAAUCUGUGAGAGGCUUCUCAAGCCGCUGGCUGGCAUCCUGAUCCUGUUGGCGCUAGGGCUGGGCAUCCCCGCCCAGCUCUACGCUUUCCAGUCUCCCUGGCAGGUGUGGGUGGUCUCAGCCCUCCUACCCAUCGGCGGGGUCAUCUUGGGCGGCGUCGUCGCCAAGAUCAUUUGUCUGCCCAAGAAGUCCGUCAUCACCGUGGCGCUGGAGACUGGAGCGCAGAACGCGCUCCUGGCCAAGACCAUGUUAGAUCUGUUCUAUCCCCGGCCGGAGUCCGACCUAGUGGGUCGGGUGCCGCUGGUGGUCAGCCUCAUCAGCCUGGUGGAGGGUACCGUCGUCACCUUGGUCUACGUCCUGAUCCGGUACGCGUGCUGCCGGAAGGACGAAGACCAAGAGGUCCUGGUGAAGGAUAAGAACGAGAACGAGAAGACCGAGCAAGAUGCCGAGAAAGCAGACAAGCAAGCGGAAAGCAAGCAGAAAGAAGGCCAGAAAGCCGAGGAGGGUGUACAGACGAACUUCCCCGACGACAGCCCGGCAGAUCAAGCUCACGUUAACCCCGUCUUCGAUAGCAAUGAAGAGAUCGAGCACAAUUUGUAAGCAACAGUGUCAAGAACACAUCAUUGCUAUUCUGUUAAUGGAAUUCGAUUUCUUUCAAAUCUAUACACCAAUGGAGGCGACACCAAUCUUUCUCUUAAGAUCAAACUCCACACAUAAUACAUGUACGCGGUUUGCAGUAGUGAAGUUUGCCUUUUAAUUUCAAAUCUUGAUCACAUGGGAAAAUGCUUAUAAAAUAUUCAGUAUUAUUUUUUUAAAUGGAACUCUAGAAAGAAUAGUGAUGUGUUAGUAAAACUUUACAAAAUUUAUAUGAAUGAAAAUACCGGAGAGUCGUGUCACGCUGAACACAGUGCGCUUACUUCAAAAGGAGAUUAUAUAUACAAAUAAAUAAAUAAAUAAAUACAUAAAUAAAUGCAAAGAAACAAAAAACCAGUUCAAAUUCCAUUUGAAAUCAUUUGCAAAUUUAAAAAACCAGUUCAUAUUCCAAUUUAAAAUCAUUUGUUAGAACUGUAUUUAAGUUUAUUGUAAUUUCCUCGAUUUGCAAAUUUUAUGGAAUGGUUAUAGCCAAUCUCAGACUCAAUGAAAUUGUCACUUCCACAGCUGUCUGCAUUGUACUGUCAUAAUUUCAAACAAAACCACCCAAUUCUGUUGACUACACUUCAGAUCUGUCAAGAUACUAAUGAACAUAUUCGCCAUAUGCUGUUUUACAGUUUUCCUUGUUCUCUUUCAUACUUUCCCAAAACAUCGUAAGUCUUACGAAAAGGUGGCGGUAUAAGCAUCGAGGAACAAUAUCUGUUAGAAUAAAUGUAAAUGUUAAUUGUUACUACAAUUGAAAACGAAAAAUUGUUUGUCUUUGUGACGAAUAAAAUAGGGUUAAAUAUGACUUUGAGUUAGUAUAAUUAUAUUAUACACGUACAAAAAAGAGUUUUAAACUUGCUGGUUGAUUAUCUCCAGAACUUUGCACUGUCAUCACACACGCAUAAUACGGGCUUUUUAUUGGUUAAUCUUUGCAUGCGUUUUAUGCACGCCGAUACAUGGCAGUCAAAUGUAAACAGUUUUUAAACAUGUAAAAAAUUCAAUGUAAACAUUGCACAGGGUGUCCCAGAAAAAAAACAAACC
Acanthaster planci (crown-of-thorns starfish) is the source of this 2647-nucleotide messenger RNA. Its product is annotated as ileal sodium/bile acid cotransporter-like. The record is from RefSeq and is a predicted model, not a curated record. NCBI's taxonomy places the organism in Eukaryota, Metazoa, Echinodermata, Asteroidea, Valvatida, Acanthasteridae. Gene Ontology annotation, cellular component: membrane.